Molecule: messenger RNA, 1473 nt
Organism: Ylistrum balloti
Lineage: Eukaryota; Metazoa; Mollusca; Bivalvia; Pectinida; Pectinidae
Exons: 4
Coding region: 1-1473 (490 amino acids)
Biological process (GO): regulation of transcription by RNA polymerase II; cell differentiation
Cellular component (GO): nucleus
Molecular function (GO): sequence-specific DNA binding; DNA-binding transcription factor activity, RNA polymerase II-specific
Source: RefSeq, a predicted model, not a curated record
AUGUACGGCGACCGACAACACACUCCAUCUCCCGAUAUCUUCGGAUUAUCUGAUAGCCCGGCCAGCUUUAUAUCCUCGACAACUGACCAGUCCAGUUUGGCCGACUUUGACCAGGAUAUAAUGUUAUUUCUGGACACGACAAACGACCAAGCAGUGCCGGACGUUGAAAAUAUUGAGCCAUCGUUUGUUGAAUCGAUCUACUCAAGAAUUGAUUCGGAAAAAUGUGAAGAAUCAAGAACAUUUACAAAUCUUACGAACUUUACACAAGUUUGCACUAUGUUGGGAGACUGUCAAGUUCAAGAUCAGAUACAAUGCCACAAGUUCCCGCCAAGUUACGAAGAACACGUGUCGCGGUCUGGAUUUCCCAGUGCCUUUUCCCCAGACGCGAGUAUUGUCUACAAUCAUCAUCGUCUUUCAGAUAUCAUCUGUAUCUUAGAGAAAGACCCUUGUUCCCCAAGUAAAGUUCCUCCUCGAGUGUCUCCAAGAGCAACUCCAGAACUGUCCAGGGAAGAUCAUUUGAAACGUAUCACUUCUCUCCUCGUUGGUGGAGGUCAAAUUAAACUAUGGCAGUUCCUGUUGGAAAUUCUAACUGAGAGUGGCCACGAAGAAUGCAUCAAAUGGGAAAGUGGCGGAACAAGUGGAGAGUUCCGAAUGAUUGACCCGGAAACAGUAGCUAGAAAAUGGGGUCAACGCAAAAACAAACCCACAAUGAACUAUGAUAAUAUGAGUAGAGCACUUCGGUACUACUAUGACAAAAUGAUUCUGACAAAGGUGGCGGGGAAAAGGCACACGUACAGGUUCAAUUUCAAUGCAAUCAUCCAAUCCAUGCAGAGUUCUUCCUCAUCCUCAAACACACAGGCGGAACAGUUACAGAACUCCUUGUACAACGGUUCCGCUUCUGUUCCCAAUCAUCACUACCAGCCGAACCAUCAGCAGGCGUUCCAAAGUAACGCAUACACCACCGUCACCUCACAUAACAUGAACAAUCGUGGUAAUGUACAGAAAGCGAACAACAUCCAAAGUGUUUCGAAUGUACAAAACCUUCAAUCGACUGGAAUACAAUCUAUGCCGGACAUCCUAACGAACUCUACUCCUAACGACAGAAUUCCAACUACUUGUUAUGAUUUUGACGUAAAACCUUCCUUCAGCAGCUGUCGUUACGCCGAUGUAAACAGAAGUUCGCCGCCUAGUCAGAAAGAUGUAAAACCUCUCACAUCUUGUCAAUUUGCUCAAAAUAACAUAUCUUCUUCCGGUAUCUACACGUCACAAACCGCCAAUAGUGCGAGUCUUCCAACUCGUACCUCUUCUGCUUCCGGUUAUACCAUCGGGUACUCAGCAGGCCGUGCGCAAACUCGAAACAAUCAAAGUCACCAAAACCAAAACGGGCCUUCCAUUUAUCGAUCGCAGCCGAUGCCCAUCCAGCGUUAUUCACCAUAUCAUUAUAGUUCACACAGAACAAACAACUCAUGGUGA